AGCGUGCGUCUCUUACUUUUUUUUGUGGGACUACCAGCGAGAUCUCCAGCUGCUGUGUCGCCAAGUUUGGAGGAUUUCCCCCCAGUAUUUUUGCCAUUUUUUCUCUUUAAAUCUCCCUUCAUUUCACAUAAACCCUCAGCACCUGGAACAGCUUUGCUUCCCUCUCGGUCCAAACUCGAUUCCUUUCAUGUGAAGGACCUUGAUCCUCCCCUGCAAACCAGCCUGUGACAACAAGCAUAAACACAAGCAAACAUCCAGCAGGACUGUCAUCCACCAAAUCAGCCAGUGAGAGACGCAGACAGCGACUGACUGUGAGAUAUUUACCUGGCCUGACCAGACAGAGGUGCAGCCAUGUUGAUCAUCUUAGCCUUCAUCAUCCUCUUCCACCUGGCUGCAGCCAUCCUCCUCUUUGUUUCAACCAUUCACAAUGCGUGGUGGGUGGUGUCGCCACCCGGACGUGAUGUGAUCUAUGCUGACCUUUGGUACUCCUGUAACUCCACCUGCUAUCCUGUGGAGAACAGCCAUACUGCUGAUGCAGCCUAUCUGCAGGCCGUCCAGGCUACCAUGAUCCUGGCCACCAUUUUAUGUUGCGUCAGCUUCUUCGUCUUCAUCCUUCAGCUCUUCAGGCUCCAACAGGGAGAAAGAUUCAUUUUCACCGCUAUUAUCCAGCUAUUGGCCUCGCUAUGUGUGAUGAUCGCAGCGUCCAUCUACACAGCUCAGAAAGACAGCUUCCAUGUGGCCAGUCUUCAGCAAGGCUCCUACGGCUCCUCCUAUAUCCUGGCCUGGAUCAGCUUCCCCAUGACUCUCAUCAGCGGCCUCAUGUACCUGGUGCUCAGGAAGCGCAAAUAGAUCCAAUGGGCUUAAUGCAGUUAUUAUAAAAUACAAACAGAAACACUUGGACAUAAAUAGACACACACUUUUCCUCAACAAACAUGCAUGCACAUUUUCUAACCCUAAGAUUUUAUUAUUCCACUGGAGAUAAAGGAAUAACCACAAAUCCACAAUAAUUUCAAAUUUCAGGUUCAGAACCAGACAAUUCACCAAAAAAGCAUUCAGCAACAUAUUUUUUGUCCACCUCAUAUACUAAAAACCCCAAGUAGUCACACACCCUUCUCCCUCUUGAUGGUACAUGGUUCUCACAGAAUGUGGCAAGGACUCACGCAGGAGUGUGUUCAGUUCACAGGCUGUACUAUACAAUUUUUUCCAGAUCAGUGCCUCGGAAACACUGCUAACAGUCGACUGGAUAGACCCUCUGUGAUUUUCUGUGGUCUUUGUUUUUGCAUACCAGCCUAAAACAUGUUUCCAUAAACAAUUAAUCUAAGAAUCACACCAUGGUUUACAUUUGAUCUUUAGUUUGAAAAGUGUAAUUUGACUUUUGCCAGUGAGGUAAAAUGUGUUGGAUAGAUUCAUUUGCAUGAAGUGCAAAAUGCACCGCACAUACGCCUUGCUGCAUUCAGCACACACUCGCUGCUCUGGAUAGAAAAUGUCCCUGAGGCUCCAUGCUGCAUUAAGUGAGAACAUGCCUUCACUAUCCUUUUCCAACAUUUCCCUUAGACACGACACAGGACAUGAGCAGUGUUCCUACAUACUGAUUUUCCUCCUCGUCCUGCUUCCUACCAUUCAUAGAAACCUGUCCGAAAUAUCUGAUCACAAAGUUUUAAAGUCAAGUGGGGAGAUUUGUCUUUCUGGGACUUUCCAAGAGGUCCAUACUUCUCUUUUUGUGAAGCUAUAGUCAAUGGAAUUAAUUUUGUACAUAUUUGCUGUGUAUGUAUAGUUCAGGUAAUUGCCAAAAGCUUAUUUCUAAGACUGAAAUACUAAAAUUAUACAUUAAAAAAGGAAAAAAAUAGAGAAUCUUAUGUUAACCAUAGCAUACAGGAUGUGUAGUGAGCUACUAGUUUAGGUAUAAUAUGUAGGAUUUUAACUCGUUUGUAUUCUUCUGUUACUGACUUGUGUUUUAAUGGUGAAAAAGGAACCAAUGAUGUGCUGUGAUAUUCGGGAUUUCAGAUGACAACAUAGGAUCACGCAAACUUGAAUUAAGAAUGAACAUUUCUAUGUUACUAUUUUGCUUCUUUGUUUAUGGAUCCACUGAGAAAAAGACAAAAGCUAUUUAUUGUUAAAAAAAACACUGUUGUGUGUCUUAGCAUCAUGUGACUGAGGAUGUAUGAAGUAAUUAAGUUUUUUUCCCUCUCUGGCCGGGCUACUGUUAUUUUGGUCCAUAAUUGAAACAUCUCUAACAACCCCCUGCACAUAGUGCUCUGACGUUUAACAACAAUAAAUGUCCUAAUGUACUGCACACUGUAGAUUCUGACAAGUUGAUCUUAUUUUAUAAAAAAGAAAAAGGUUACUUACCUUUUAAAAAGGGAACUAAAUAUAACUAUUAAUCUUAAGUUAUGUUUACAUUGCAUCUUAAAAAUAAUAAGUGAAAUGAACUCAUUCUACCCUGUUGUCGAACUACUUUAACUUGUUCUAAUUUGUUGAUCAUUUUUAAAAUUGCAACAACAUAAUUUUGAUAAGUUGCUGCAGGGAGAUAUUCUAACUCCAUUGUUUGCAAAAUUAUCUUUUUCAUGAUGAGGUUGAGGCAGACUAACUUGGUUUACUGGAGUUUCUAGAAAUAGCAAGAUGAUUGCACUUAUCAUUUUUAAGUUGCAACAACUUAAUAUUGUGAAAUUGUUGCAAUGUAUAAACAAGUGAAAUUGACUUGCUCUACCUUGUUUUCUAGCUUCUUUUACUUGUUCAAACUUGUCCUUUUUAGGUUGCAACAACCUAAUACUGUUAAGUUGUUUUAGCUUGAAACUGACAAGUUAAAUAAAUGUAACCUUUUUAAAUGUAACCAACCUAAGAAACCAAAGCAAACUAGUGAAUCAUAUUUGUAUCUUCUUAAACAUGUCAACAAAAGAGAUCUCGCAGAUAUCCCAACUCCAUCAUGUGCAAAGUCUUCUUUGUCUUGAGGAGGUUAAGUCAGACUAAGUUGGUUUACGAAAGUUUCUAACACUCAGAAUGAACAAGUUAAUUUCGCUUGUCAUUUUUAACUUGCAACAACUUAAUUUUGUGAAGUUGUUGCAACUUAAACAUGAACAGUGAAAUUAACAAUCUUUCAAAGUGUUAGCAACUUUAGUAAAGUAAGUUUACUGUGCUAUAUAUCUGUUUACUCCCCACUGCAAACUUGUCAGUUGUAUUUGUUGUUAACAAGUCAGCAAAACAGAAUUUGCAUAUCCUAUUUCCAUCAUGAGCAAAAUCUUCAUUGUGAUGAGGUUAAGUCAGACCGACUUGGUUUACUGAAGUUGCUAACAUUUAGAAAGUUUAAGUUAAUUUCACUUGUCAUUUUUAAGUUGCACAACUUUACAAAAUAAGUAAACACAACUACAUUUUAAGUAAACUUAACAAUUAGAUAUAGAGUCACCAUAACCCAUGAUUAAUAGUUAUAAUUACUUACCUACCUACAUUUUUUUAAUGAAAUAAACUUGUUCAGUUUUGUUCAAUUUUACAGUGUACCUGCCAUCAGUUCCCAGAAUUACUUAAUUUCAUCCAUCAUGGCAAUAUAAAGAUAAUAUUUAAUCCCACAGCGGCUGUUUUCCUCUUUAUAGGUGUUUAACAGUGAAGGGAGACCAGUGGGGUAUAAAUGCACUCAGCUUGGACUCAAUGGGUCCAUCCAAGGUGCACUGGGUUGUUUUGUGAUGGGAAUGUGUUCAUGUCUGGCAACAUUUGGACCACAGAGCCUCAUAAUUUACUAUCUCACCAAUAAUGAAGAUUCAGGGAAAAGAAAUGGAGGUGAAAAUUUUGCUCUGCUAACUCAAGAUGAUACUUGAAAAUGAUCAAAACAACAUAUUCGAGGCCAAGAUUGUGAUGUUUGUUCGUAGGUUUUUGUGAAGUUGUCAUCUUAAAGAGUGUUUCACUGAAUAAUAAGCCUCCUGUUCGCAUGCAAGUUUUUGUCUUUCAGAAAAUCCAUUUUUAACUUAUAUUUAGAUUUAAAGUAAGUUGCUGCAAUAGUGAAAUGACAAUUGUGGGGGGUUAUUACAGAUUAUGUAAACUUUGGAUCUUUUUCGUUUUUGAUGAUUUAAAAGAAAUCAAAAUUUGUAAUACUUGAGUUGAAGUUCCAUGCAGAGUCACCACAGCAUUAACCUCGAAGAGUCAUCAGAGCUACUCUUGGUUUGGAUUUAAAAUGUUUUUGGUUUAUGGUUGUGAUAGUUUUCCUGUGUUUUAUGUCAGUGUAGAUGUACUGUAUCUUAGUCAAUAUAGAUCUAUACAAAUAACCACAGGACCACAGUGAAAAAUGAGCAUAUGAGUUGUUGAAGUCAAAACUGUAUUUAUAGGGAAUUUGUUUUUUAAACAUGUUUUGUUGCUGUUGAAAUGUUUCUAAUGCUCAAUGAAGUAUUAAUUCCACAUUGAUUGACUGAUAGUAUCAUGUUGCUUUAUGAUGGAGACAUGUUGAAAUGGUCAAUGUUUUGAGGAACUUAAAUUGAAUAACAGUUUCUUUUAUCUGCAUAGGAUUUAUACAAAAGCUCUUGACAAAGGCUUUAGGUUUUUCAUGUUAAAUGGGAGUGUUGCUGCAUGUUACAGGCUCAUUUGCCUUUACAAUUUUGUGCAAAUUAUAUCACAAUGUGCUUUAAAUUUUGACCGGUGUUGUAACAUCAGUGGCUGCUUCUGUUAUCUGUAAAACCAUGCUGUGCUUUCAUGUAUUCUUGUCAUCAAACUAAAAUGUUUGUCUGCUAUUGACACCUAGUGGACUUAUAGAAAACUACACAAUGUUUAGGCAAUAGUUUUAUGGUUUCAGUCUACAGAGCAGACUGCUACAAGCUCCUGUGAGGCACUCCUGGAAAGAAUGCACUUGUCCCGGCUCGGUGAAUCCUGCUGCUUAAAUCUCGAAACAUUAGACUGGGCAAACCUCCGACAGAUUCAGGAACAAAGACUUAUCUCCCCUGCAAGAAUUUUAAGGUGCUUAUUUUUUACUGUUGACCCACCAAUCAGAUGUAGAUCUCAAUAAAUGUAUUUUACAAUGAAUAAAUUUUCUUUGUGUGCCA
Messenger RNA from Plectropomus leopardus (leopard coralgrouper), 5018 nucleotides. RefSeq names its product epithelial membrane protein 2 (gene emp2). Gene Ontology annotation, cellular component: plasma membrane. The record is from RefSeq and is a predicted model, not a curated record. Lineage: Eukaryota; Metazoa; Chordata; Actinopteri; Perciformes; Serranidae.